Messenger RNA from Drosophila arizonae, 657 nucleotides. RefSeq lists its product as uncharacterized. The record is from RefSeq and is a predicted model, not a curated record. NCBI's taxonomy places the organism in Eukaryota, Metazoa, Arthropoda, Insecta, Diptera, Drosophilidae.
UUGGAGCGUUCAGUAGCAAAAUGAGCGACGCAGCGCCUACACGAGCCGCACGAGUCGCAAUCACCCUCAUGCUGCUGUCUCUGCUGGGCUCCACUGCGAGCGAGAAGGCGACGUCUGCGGAGGACACAUCGUGGAUGGCGCCACUGCAGCAACAGUAUGGCUGGGAUGCCAGCGAGCUGAGGAACAAGAUGCAUCAGGGCGAUGCGACCACCUACGAGCUGGGCACACCCAACUACCAGAUCUUGAACCCGGAGGAUGAGCCCGAGUACAUAACGGCCGAUCAGCCGCACUACCAGGAGAUGCUGCGGCGCCUAACCAGCUCCAGCAAUGGCAGCCAUACUAUUGACAUGACCAUGCCCAGUACCAUCUCAAGUGCCUCGGCCGUAGCCUCAGCCUCAGGCUCAGCCUCAGCCUCAGAUGAGCCCAAAGAGGUCAAGUGGGAGAAGCUGCAGAAGCGCAGCUUUAAUCAACCGGCAGUCGACAGUGGGCACGAGGAGCCUGUGGAGGCAGUGCCCCUAGAUGAAAGAAGCCAUCGCCCAAGGAUACAGGUCUAUGCCGGUGCCAAGCCAUUCCAGACGCUGAUUGCCAAUUUGAGUUAGAUUUGGAUUUAAUUUAGUUUGCUUUGUCAAUUAUUUUCAUAUUGUGCAAUCAACAAAA